Messenger RNA from Apus apus (common swift), 1892 nucleotides. RefSeq names its product ras homolog family member F, filopodia associated (gene RHOF). The record is from RefSeq and is a predicted model, not a curated record. The transcript is spliced from 5 exons. Bases 73 to 828 code for a protein of 251 amino acids. Gene Ontology annotation, biological process: cell migration; small GTPase-mediated signal transduction. Lineage: Eukaryota; Metazoa; Chordata; Aves; Apodiformes; Apodidae. Gene Ontology annotation, molecular function: GTPase activity; GTP binding.
GAGCCCGGCCCCGCGGCUCGGAGGGGAGCCCGGCCCCGCGGCGCUGAGCCCGGCCCGGCUCCGCUCCCCUCCAUGGAGGCGGCCAACGGGGCCCUGCCCGAGGCAGCGGCGGGGGGUUCCCGCGGCAGCGCGGCCGUCCCGUCGGGCAAGAAGGAGGUGAAGGUGGUGAUCGUGGGGGACGGCGGCUGCGGGAAGACCUCGCUGCUGCUGGUGUUCGCCAAGGGCGCCUUCCCCGAGCAAUACGCGCCGUCUGUCUUCGAGAAAUAUACUACCAGCGUUACGGUGGGCAAGAAGGAGAUCACCCUGAAUCUGUACGAUACCGCAGGGCAGGAGGACUAUGAUCGACUGCGACCGCUCUCGUACCAGAACACAAAUGUCGUCUUAAUUUGUUACGAUGUCAUGAACCCCACUAGCUAUGAUAAUGUAGCAGCCAAGAAGAAGCCAAAACAACACCGAAAAGAAACCCACCAAAAAACUCCCCCCAAGAAACCCCAACCAGAUGUAAAGGUUUUGUUUCUCUCCCAUCAGUGGUAUCCUGAAGUGAAUCACUUCUGCCAGGGCGUCCCGCUCGUCCUGAUCGGCUGCAAGACAGACCUUCGGAAAGACAAAGAGCAGCUGCGCAAGCUCAGGGCUUCUAAGCAGGAACCCAUUACUUACAACCAGGGUGAAGCAGCUUGUCAGCAGAUAAAUGCAGAAAUUUAUCUGGAGUGCUCAGCAAAAUGUCGUGAAAACAUAGAAAGUGUUUUUAAAGAAGCAACAACCAUCGCACUGAACGCCAUGAAAAAAGCCAAGCGCCAGAAGAAACAGACAGUGUGCUCAGUGCUGUGAUCUGGACUGCAAGAGAGCAUUGACUGCACCUGAUUCAGAUUAUAAAAGCAGUAGAAGUUAAAAGACUUUUUUUUUUCCCCAUUACAUGUUUGUAUUACUGAAACCAUUUUUAAGUUGUGGUUAUUUUUCCUGUUUUUGCACUUUUGUUGCCCUGUGCCCCGUUUUCAGAGCUCUUUACCACGGUUAACUGAUGCCACAUUCCUUUGUCCAUCUGGCUUUUGCUAUGAACUGCAGUUUACCACCAGUCAGGUCUUGGACUCACUAUUUAAACUGCAAUGAACAGUGACUGCUGGCAUAUGACUUCAUUAGUGGGGGAGGUUUUCCCUCUGCAAAAUAAUUGUGGCAUGAGGUCAUAUAGAAUUUACUGGGUUUUUUUCAAGCAGAAAAGCUGAAAAGCCACAUCUUUUAGAAGAAGCAGUGUUAGAGCAGCUUACCAGGCACCUUUCAAGAGAGAAAUGGAAGUUCUGUGCUAACAUUGGUAUGAGCUGGCCUCAAGUUGCACCCAGAGUGCACAGACUGUACCUCUGGGCCAGCUUUGCAGAGCUGCACAACCUGGUGCCUCCAAUCUCCUGGUUCUUUUGCACAUCGUCAUGCCAUGAAAUCACAGAUUUCAGGAGCAAUCAUUAGUUUGUAGCCAUCAACCAAACCAUGGAUGAGGAAGGAGGUUUCUGCAGUACAGGUGUUGCUGAAAGCUGUGUCAGGCCAACAACUCCUGCCCAUCCCCAGGGAGGAUACACCCUCACAAGACACCACCUUUUGCUAAAAAGUUUGCGUGGUGCAUUGCAGGAGUCUACUGCUAGACAACCAUUGCACAUGGAGCCAGGUAACUGGACAUCACACAGCUUUCAUGCAGCUUUGUCCCCUGCUGGUUACAUGACCAGCUGGUGAAAACCUCUGGAGCAAUCUAUCAUUAUUUUACAGGCAGCUUGAAGAUGUUUUGAUCCUUGAAAUCUUCCUUUUUUUUUUGCCCUCCCUAAUGUGUUUUGAUUUAAUCUAGGUUUGUAAAUCCCUACAAGCUUAAAAUGGAAAAUUAAAAAAAAAAAUAAAUUGCAAAUUUGUGCAUA